Messenger RNA from Erythranthe guttata (spotted monkey flower), 696 nucleotides. RefSeq names its product ATP-dependent RNA helicase. NCBI's taxonomy places the organism in Eukaryota, Viridiplantae, Streptophyta, Magnoliopsida, Lamiales, Phrymaceae. The record is from RefSeq and is a predicted model, not a curated record.
UGCAUGACAAUCGGUAUACCCGCGCGCUCUCCCAAACACACCCUCUCAGAAAGAAAGAGAAAUAGAAAUUGGCAGCUAGGGUUUGGCGAUUUCAUUCCCAAUUCGAAUAUAUCGGCAGAAAAAAAAAAUGGCGAUGAGGAGUUUCUUCAAGGAGAUAAGGAGUAUGAAGGUGACGGAGUUGCCGUCGUAUCUCAAACCCAUGUUCACCCUUGGCUACGUGAAGAAAACCCUAGCGCGCGGCCUCGACAAUUACCACGCCAAAUACAUCGAGACCAACUCCGUCGAUCCUCUCUUCCACAUUUGUUUCGGAGGGAUGGCUUUCUCCUACCUCGUCGCCCUCCCUGAAGAGCGCCGCCACCUCGAGCACCAGCAGUACGCCAAAGAACACGCCGCCGCCCACUGAUGAAUCGACCCCCACUUCAGGCGCAGCAGCUUCAACCACCGAAUGCAUUAGCAAGUUGAUGUGAAGGGAGAACAGAGAAGCAUUACAAGUUUAUUAGUUGCAUUGUUUUCAUUUUUCUUUUUUGUUAAUAAACGCAGAUAGAUCCGUUAGUUUGCUUUACAGAUCAACCAUCGGAGAUCGAAUCAACUAAUGCCAAUCGAGUCGAAUAAAACGAUGUUUCUUUUAUUUUGGUUCAUAUCUGCAUUGUCUAGUAGGUUUUGUGUUCUUAAAGCAUGAGGAAUGGAGUUAACCAA